Messenger RNA from Anguilla anguilla (European eel), 1087 nucleotides. RefSeq names its product centrin, EF-hand protein, 2 (gene cetn2). Gene Ontology annotation, molecular function: calcium ion binding. Gene Ontology annotation, cellular component: centrosome; centriole. The record is from RefSeq and is a predicted model, not a curated record. The transcript has 5 exons. The coding region runs from base 165 to 683 and encodes 172 amino acids. Lineage: Eukaryota; Metazoa; Chordata; Actinopteri; Anguilliformes; Anguillidae. Gene Ontology annotation, biological process: nucleotide-excision repair; mitotic cell cycle; centriole replication.
ACAGAGUGAUGUCCAGGUCCUCCCACUGACGCAGCCAUCGCGGUAUUUGCCAGCUAGUGUAUUUUAUAGCCUACUGACUGAUUCUUAGUAGCAAUAAAAUAUAAUAACGUGAUAUACGGAAGCCAAAGAGUGGAACAGUUCUGCGUCGCUGUCGAACAGUUAACAUGGCCACUAGCGCUAAGAAGCCGUCCCUAGGGGCCGUUACCCAGCGUAAGAAGACCAGUCCCAAGCCAGAGCUCACGGAGGAGCUGCGGCAGGAGAUCCGAGAGGCCUUCGAGCUCUUCGACACGGACGGCUCCGGGCACAUUGACGUUAAGGAGCUGAAGGUUGCCAUGCGAGCACUGGGGUUCGAGCCCAAGAAAGAAGAGAUAAAGAGAAUGAUCAGCGAGGUUGAUAAAGAGGGCACUGGGAAGAUUGACUUCAAUGACUUCUUGUCUGUUAUGACGCAGAAAAUGGCAGAGAAGGACUCCAAGGAGGAGAUCCUCAAAGCGUUCCGCCUCUUUGACGACGACGAGACGGGAAAGAUCUCCUUCCGAAACCUGAAGCGGGUGGCCAAAGAGCUGGGAGAGAACCUAACGGACGAGGAGCUGCAGGAGAUGAUUGACGAGGCUGACAGAGACGGGGACGGGGAGGUGAGCCAGCCAGAGUUCCUGCGCAUUAUGAAGAAGACCAGCUUGUACUGAGGGGUGGACUGGGCCUCAGUGGAUUGGAGGGGGGUUCUCCUGAUGACUCUACAUGCCCACUUUUCUGUAGGCCAAAUAACAGAUCUUUUCACGACAUCUCACCAGUAUAUUCAGGGUCAGUUACAGUCCAAGGUUAUGCUAUAGUGGUCUGACACUUUCAUUGCUUCCCCUCAACAACUGUACACUUCAUGUGGCACCGUGAGGGACUGUUCAACAAAAACCGAAUAAAGAGUUAACUCUGCGAUGCGCUUCAGCACUGCCAGUUGGUUUAGAGUGCAGCCCUUGUCAUUCUGUUAGACAUGAGGCUUCAGCAGAGUUUGAAUGCCUGUUAUGACGAAUGAAAAAGUAUGAUUUUAUCACCAGGCACUACGCGUACGUCUAGACAGUGAGCUCCAUAAUGUUUG